AUGUCCACUGGCUUCAGCAGCCCUUUCGGGGGCAACUCGAACCCAUUUGGCAGACUGGAGACCACUGGUAUGCAAAGAGUCGCCGAGGAGGACGAAAAUGACAUGGUGACUUCGCCCACAACGGCGAGCUUUGGCCGCGCUCCAGCCGACCAUGGCGCCGGUCUCUUCCGAAGCCCUUUUGGUGCCGAUGCGGCAUCUGAUACACACAUGACUGGAGUCAACAGGCCCCAUCUUGAUCCAACAGGCUACCCAGCCCAGUACAACUUGGGUCGUCGCACUUCGGUAUCGGCCGAGUCACUGAAACCCCCUACCGGAGAAGCUUAUGACAAUUGGACACCUCCUGUGCAUCCCAAGACGCCCGAGCAACUGGAGCGGUUGAAGGAAGCCAUCAGCGGCAAUUUCCUGUUCAGCCACCUCGAUGACGAGCAAACCGCCCAGGUAUUGGGGGCUUUGAUAGAGAAGCCGAUCCCAUCCAAGGAUAUCAAGGUGAUUACCCAAGGAGAUACCGGUGACUUCUUUUAUAUCAUCGAAAAGGGUUCUUUCGAUAUUUACGUCAGCCCCACAGGAAAGGUCGAGCCUGGUUUGGACGGGGCUGGCAGGAAGGUUAGCACCAUUGGUGCAGGCGGUUCUUUUGGAGAGCUUGCGCUCAUGUACAACGCCCCGCGGGCCGCUACUGUUAUUUCCGCCGAGCCCAACUGCACCCUCUGGGCCUUGGACCGUAUGACCUUCCGGAGGAUCCUGAUGGAGUCGACCUUUGCCCGUCGUCGCAUGUACGAGGGUUUCCUCGAGGAGGUGCCUUUGCUCUCAAGCCUGACCCCGUAUGAGCGCUCCAAGAUUGCGGAUGCGCUCAAGAGCGAGAAAUUCCCGGCCGGUCACACCAUUAUUCGCGAGGGCGACCCGGGUGACUCCUUUUACUUGCUUGUGGAUGGCGAGGCGGUCGCUCUUAGGAGGGGCGACGAGGCCGCUGUCAAGCACUACAAGAAGGGCGAUUUCUUUGGCGAGCUCGCUCUGCUUAACGACGCACCACGCGCCGCCAGCGUCGUGAGCACCACUGAGGUCAAGGUUGUGUCGCUUGGCAAGUCGGCGUUCCAGCGGUUGUUGGGGCCGGUCGAGAGUAUUAUGCGGAGAACCAAGUAUGUGGGUGUCAAGACUGGGGUGGAGGAGAUGGAUCCCCUUCAGACGGUUUAAAGGAUGAUGGAGCAUGGAGAGGGAUCAGAAUAGGGAAAAGAGGUGUAAUGGGGCACGGUGUGGGCGCUUGCUUCUCGAGUUUUCUUGGUGGUGAAAAGAACAAAUAUUGGAGAAGGAACAAAGUAUGGUAUUCUUGGUGUGGCUUUGUGGGUUGGGGCUGGAGUUUUGGAUUAUUAUUUUCACUCUGCCGUCUCCCUUAUUUUUUUUUGACCUACAUUGAUUAUUCAAGACCAAACACUUUGGCUUGUUAUUAGAUACCUGAAGGAGUAGCAAACAGGUCAUGAUAGCAAAUGCUAUGUUUGCCUAGGGUUAUGUACAUUGCUCACCCCACCCAUAUGUAUUGUGCGAAAUGCAUAGUCGUUGACGGACACAUAGACAA
Molecule: messenger RNA, 1567 nt
Organism: Podospora pseudocomata
Lineage: Eukaryota; Fungi; Ascomycota; Sordariomycetes; Sordariales; Podosporaceae
Exons: 2
Coding region: 1-1188 (395 amino acids)
Biological process (GO): negative regulation of cAMP-dependent protein kinase activity
Cellular component (GO): nucleus; cAMP-dependent protein kinase complex
Molecular function (GO): cAMP-dependent protein kinase inhibitor activity; cAMP binding; protein kinase A catalytic subunit binding
Source: RefSeq, a predicted model, not a curated record